Molecule: messenger RNA, 1384 nt
Organism: Sinocyclocheilus rhinocerous
Lineage: Eukaryota; Metazoa; Chordata; Actinopteri; Cypriniformes; Cyprinidae
Product: serum paraoxonase/arylesterase 2-like
Exons: 9
Coding region: 41-1114 (357 amino acids)
Molecular function (GO): arylesterase activity
Source: RefSeq, a predicted model, not a curated record
AAUGUUUGUGAGCUAGCGGCAGCGCGAGAGUUUAGACAGUAUGGGUAAGUUAGCAGUGCUCUCGCUGUCUGUUGCAGCUCUUGCGGUUUUGAUCGGAGAAAGAGUCAUUACAUUAAGGCAUGUAUCACUUUCCUACAGAGAACUCACCCAGAACUACCUUCCUAAUUGUCACCAUAUAGAGGGCAUAGAAUAUGGUGCUGAAGAUAUAACCAUACUUGAAAAUGGACUGGCCUUUCUGAGCACUGGCUUGAAAUAUCCAGGCGUACCAUCCUAUUCCGAUGACCCUGGAAAGAUCUACACCCUGAAUCUGAUGGAUUCUAAAAUGAAAAUUAAAGCAAUGAACGUCAAGGGAGACUUUGACAAAGACUCUUUUAAUCCACAUGGAAUCAGCCUGUACACGGAUGACAAAGAUGGUGCCGUAUACCUAUUUGUUGUUAAUCAUCCUCAAGGCAACAGUCAAGUGGAGAUUUUUCGAUUUGUUGAGGAUGAAAAUGCUCUUCAGUACAUCAAGACCAUCAAGCAUGAACUCCUGCACAAUGUGAAUGAUAUAGUCGCUGUGGGGACCGAAAGCUUUUAUGCCACCAAUGAUCAUUACUUCACGAAUGGGAUUCUCAAGUUUGUGGAGCCAUUUCUGUCUUUGCCCUGGUGUGACGUCGUCUACUACAGCCCUCAGACCGUGCAGGUUGUGGCAGGGGGCUUCUUGAUUGCCAACGGCAUAAAUAUCUCCCCUGACAAAAGGCAUUUGUACGUGUCAGAUAUUCUGAAGCACAAAAUUGUUGUCUUGGAAAUACAGAAAAACACUGUAUUGUCUCAUGUAAAGGAGGUUGAUGUGGGGUCACUCUGUGACAACAUUGAGGUGGACCGUGAAUCUGGAGAUCUAUGGCUGGGCUGCCACCCAAACGGUCUUAAAUGUGUAUUUCAUGAUCCAAAUGAUCCACCUGGUUCUGAGGUUAUCAGGAUUGAGAACAUCCUAUCUGAAAAGCCCAGGGUGACUCGGGUAUAUUCAGAUGACGGCAGUGUGAUCAUUGCUUCUUCGGUGGCAACUCAAUAUGGAGGAAAGCUGCUCAUUGGAACCGUUUAUCAGAAAGCUCUGAUCUGUGACCUUAAAUUGUGAAUGUACUCACUACUGUACGGGGAAGAAUAAAUAUUGGCUUAAGUGUUUGAAAGAAUUUGUCUGAAUAGAGUCAUUUUAAAGGCAACACAAAACAAAGUCAUGGCCUUUUGUAGGGUAAAGUUUGAAAAAUCAAUCCAUACUAUAUAAGUUUGGCUUAACACAGGCUGAUUGGUUUGCAAACACUAUCUACUAGAUAUGUGAGCUUGAAGUAUAACUUGACUUCGCAUAUGUUCUCAGUAGCUUUCUGACACUUGAUUUUUAUUUCUUGAG